UCAGUGCACCGUUCCCAAUAUCUGACAUGUAGUAUUUGGGAAGUUCGACUGUAUUCCAACGAAACCAGCGCCGCAUAGGGUCCGCAAUUGUUAUUAUGAGAAAAAUUCCGUUAAACAUUUCUAAUUUCAGAACGAAGGCGAUCUAUCGUGAAUAAUGUAAUCAAUGAUAAAAAUAAAGAGUGUGUGGUGUGGAUCGUAAAUGAAGUUCGGUAGGUGACGAACUGCCAAAAUCGGGUCACGAAAACAAACUAAUGUCAUAUCAGUGAAGUGUUAAAACGAGCGAAAAGCUCGUAAAAAAUCGAAGAAUUUCCUGUCGCGCGCUUGUUUCUAUUAUGUGUUUUGCUUUUUAAUCUCAUUUUCUUCUGAAAUCUCCAUUUCAGAAAGUUUUCGCGAUAAUUGUGAGUGUGUCUGUGUGGCAAGAAUAAGGUGAGAGAGACGGGGUUGGUUUUGCGGACUGCGCCAAGUGGCGUUUCAAUAUGAGCAGGUGUCUGUGACGUCACAAAACAUGUUAACAGUCACUUCCUAGAAAUGUACAAGUUUUGAAUCAUAAAACGUCGUGUAAAAAAAUAACAAUCGCGCUCCAAAAAGAAAAGAUCCUCCUAAAAGUCUCCAAUCACGAAACAUAUUUUUAUGGAAAAAAAGUUUGCUGUGUAAGCUUUGUUAUCGUCAUUGGCCGAUUUCUCAACUUGAAUUUUACAUUUUUACAAUUCUAAACUAUGUCCAAGAACAAACUUCAUCAUCAUCAUCAUUUUGACAACGGCAUUGUCGCUGUCAAAAGCAAGUUUGAUGCGGACAUUAUCAGAUUUUCAAUAACUCGCAAUGAGCCAAUAAGUUAUGAGGAUUUUCGGAAAUUAUUGACUGAAAGGCAUGACAUUGGACCUGACUUAAAUGUUCACAUUUUAUACACUGAUCCUGCUGAUCACGAUUUACUGCCAAUCAACAAUGACAACAAUCUCGCAAGGGCUCUUCUCGCUGCCAAACCGCUUCUCCGAAUUUGCAUACAAAGAAAGGGUGAUGACAUCGACGACACAAAUGGAUACGGAACGAUGAAGCCGAAGAAUCUAAUCUCGAGUAUUUUAGGUGGUACACCUGCAAAGGCAAAAACUCCCAUCAUAUCGAAUCCUCAUGAUUUUCGACAGGUUUCUGCGAUAAUUGACGUGGACAUUUUGCCGGAAACAUGUCGCCGUGUUCGAUUAUUGAAACACGGUUCUGACAAGCCAUUGGGAUUUUAUAUCAAGGACGGUGAGAGUUUUCGAGUAUUGCCACCAUCGGCAGGAAGUGGAAUUGAAAAAGUACCCGGAGUUUUUAUCAGUAGAUUAGUGCCUGGCGGUUUGGCAGAAAGUACCGGACUUUUGGCAGUCAAUGAUGAAGUCCUAGAAGUCAAUGGUAUUGAAGUCGCUGGCAAAACUCUCGAUCAGGUGACAGACAUGAUGAUUGCCAAUUCAUCGAAUCUAAUAAUUACCGUAAAGCCGGCCAAUCAACGAGCAGCUUUGACUGCACCGCGACGAGGUUCAUUUUCGCGAAACAGUCAAGUGUCAUCAGGAAGUCACCAAUCAACGCAAAGUGCAGCUACUGGCAGUGACGAAGACGCUGAUGAAAUUGUCGAUUUGACUGGCGUGACGCUUCAUGACGACGCAACCGGUUCUUCCUCCCAUCAUUUACACCAUCAUCAUCAUUCACACAAUCAUUUUAGCCAUGAUCAGGGAGUAUUGCAUCUUUAAAGAAAAAUAAAUAAUGAGAAUAACGGAAAAAAACUAUCACUUUUCCGAAUUCACGUCAAUUAGAAACGUUCAAUUUUUUUUUACCAGAAACUUUUUCCCCCUUUUUAUAUAUGAAAAACAGUUUCUUUAAUAAUUGAGAAACUCUUCCUUGAGCCGGAAAUUGUUUCAUUAUAAUUAUUGAAAAAUAUAAAACGAUUUUGUUUGUUUGUUAUUUUGAUUAAAUUUGAGAGGGAGCUUUAGUGCGUUUUUGAAAGCAAAAAUCCACUUGGGAGUUAAUCUAUUUUAAAGAUUAAGAUUAUUAAAAUAAUGAGACGAAGGAAUAUUUUCUGGAAAUUUCGUUAUAUUGAAUUUUCAGUCAAUUGAAAUUUCUAAUAUUGUAUUUAUAUAAAUAUUAAAUAUUGACGAAUAUUCACUUAAUUGAACUAGAACUCUUAUUAUUUUUAAUAACAUUAUUCUAAGUGAUAAAUUCUUUAAGUUAGAAGAAAGUGACUGUGAAUAUGUUUUUCUUAAAUGAUAAUAAUGUUUAUUGAACUUUUAGUUGUGUGAUAUUUUAUUUAAUUUGACUUUAAAAAAUCAUUUUAUUACUUUAAAUUUUCAUUGAACAUUUGAUUGAAAUUACGCAAGAAUAAUUUUUCAUUUCUUUAAAAAUUAUAUAAUUCCUUUUCAAAUGUUAGAAAUUUUUUUAUAUUAUUUAAAUAUUAAAUUUUAUUAUUAAUAAUUAUUAUUAUUUGUUUGUGAUAUCUUUCAAAAUAGUUACAAUUUUUUUUACUCUUUUGAGUAUUUUUUAAAUUUUGUGGAUAAUUUAAAACAACGGUAAUGAUUUUCAAUUGUUUAGACUGUAAAGAAAAAAAAUUAUUUUUGAGUACAAAAAAAAUAUGUAUUAAUUUUAAAGUGUUUUGAGUAUUAUAAAAUUAUUUAAGUGAUUUUUUUAAAUAAAAUUUUUAAGUUAUUUAAGCACUUGUGAAAUUAUUAUUUUUUCUUACAUUAUUUCAGUAUUAUUUGAGUAUUUUCACAUUUACUAAUUUAAAAAAAAAAUGUUCAAAAACUUAAAAUAUUUCUAAUAAUUUGAAAUUUUACCAAUUUUUUAAUUAUUAACUUUCAAAUAAUUUGUCUGUUUUUUCUUUGAAAUUUCUUGGGUGAGUAUUAAAAAAUUAUUUGAAUAUCUUUCCGGUUAUGUUGUAUGAAGAAAAAUUAGAUAUUUAAAAAAAUGAUUUAAUAUUUUUUGAAGUCAUUUUUUGUUUACUUGGAAAAUGUUCUGUACGUUUUUAGAAAUUUUUCAAAAUUCUUGAGAGAAUAAUACUAAAAUCAUUCAAUAUUUUAAAGAAUAUGAUUUUUUUUACAAAAAUUACAAAUUAAAAUUAAUUUAUUAGAUUAAAAAUUUUGAUUGAAUGAAAAUUCGAUGAAACAUUUAUUUUUUUGAGAAUAUUCAAUCGUCUUAGAAUUUAAUAAUUAUGCUCAAUGCUACUUUUUAACUGCUCCAAUUUCUUUACAAUAUAUAUUAUAUAUAUAAAUAUAUACAUAAAUAUAAAAAUAUAUAUUUUUUAAAUUAUAGAAACUUUGAAUGAAUUACAAGAAAUCAAGUAUUAAUCACAGCGUCUCAAAGUAUUAAAUCAAGUACUUAAUUAGGGAUCAAGUGUACUUAAAAUGAGGUGAAGAGUCGCUUUACGUUUUUUUCAAUUUUUUUUUUUUUGUUUAUCGGCUCACUACGGCUGGACUGUAUUUUGAUCCGGCUUUAUAUAUUUAUCUCCUAUUUUACCCCUUUUUAACUGCAUCGAAUUGUACAUAAUAUAAUAAUGAAAAAUAAAAUAAAGAAGAAGACGAGUUUUUUGCUAAAUAAAAUCAAAAGAAAAAAGAGCAAAUAAACUUUGAAGGAUCGAAUUAAUUAUAUAAUUAUUGUCUUUGUAAAUAAAAAUCAAUGAUCCUCAAGAAAUGAACAUUUUUUUAUAUAUAGAUUUUACUAAAAAAAUUAAUAAAUAAAGGGGCCUUAAAUCGUCUUUUGGUUAUGAUUUUUGAGAGGAAAAAAAAUCGUAUGUACUUCGAGUUAUUUUUUUUCUCUUUCUUCUUUCUUUUUUCUUUUGCACGAAUUUUAUUCUUUAUUUUAUUCGUGUUUCUGUUUUAAUUUUAAAAAAAUGAAUGAAUACUUAGUACGUUGAAGUUUUCGAAUUUUAAAAAGACCGUCUUUUUACAAAUGUUACUUGUUAUCUAAUCGAGCAAUAGAUAUUAAAUCCUAACGUAUUUUAACGAAUUUUUUAGAUUUUAAGAAUUAGUUCUUGGAGAAUACUUGCCCUGUAUUCGUGUAUAUAUUUUUAAUGAGUUUAUAUAUAUUGAUUUAAUAAUGCAAGAAAAAAAAAAAGAUUUUAAUGAAACAUAUCAGAAACAAUUUUUAAUAGGGUUAUUUCAAAUUCAUUUAUAUUUUUUCUUUUAAUUUUGAAAUCUUGGAAAUUGUCUUUAAAUUAAAGUUUUUCAAGUAGAAGUUUCCUUUUUUUGUAGGAAAAUUUCUAAACACUUCGAGAAACGAAAUUUUUUAAAUUUUAUAAAAGAAAUUAAAAAAAAAGUUUUUUAAUAUUUUUCUUACCUAUAUAUAUUUGUCAAAUGAAUAAAAAUAUUUAAAUUAAAUAUUUCGCAAAUUUGUUUAAUAUUUUUAAAAAGUUAAAAAAUUUUGAGUACUCAAAGAUUUUUAUUUUUAAUUUUUCAAAAAUGUAAAUUUUGAGUCAAUAAUUCGAGUACCUAUGUUUAAACAAAGUCGAUUGAAAAUAAAUUUAUUAAUAACAUUAAAUAAAUGAAAUAAUUAAUAAAUUAAUUACUUAAAUUAUUUUAGAAAUAAAUUAUUUUAAAUAAAUUAGUUUUUUUAAAUAGAAAUAUGUGAGGGAAUGGGGUUUUUUUGUAAUAUUUUUGAACAAAAUUUUUUGAUGAAAUGACCCUAUUUUUUUAGAAUUUAGGAUAAUAUUAUUGAAAAAUACUCGAAACUUAUUAAACGAAAAAAAACAGAUAAAUGCCUAUUGGCUGAUGUUAAGAAAAAAGAUUUUUUUUAAUUGUAUAUAAAAAAGCGAAGCUUCUGGAAGUGCCUUCGGAAAAAAACGGAAAUUAUCUUUUGUAACAAUUUACGAAAUACAUAUUUUCGUCACACAUUCCAUUUUCGCAUAUGAAGCAAGAUUAAAUUUUCUGCUCGA
Messenger RNA from Leptopilina boulardi, 4891 nucleotides. It is a transcript of the gene par-6, whose product is annotated as partitioning defective 6 homolog gamma. Bases 717 to 1721 code for a protein of 334 amino acids. Gene Ontology annotation, molecular function: protein binding. Gene Ontology annotation, biological process: centrosome cycle. NCBI's taxonomy places the organism in Eukaryota, Metazoa, Arthropoda, Insecta, Hymenoptera, Figitidae. The record is from RefSeq and is a predicted model, not a curated record. The transcript is spliced from 5 exons.